UCUUUCGUGUGCUUCGUGCGGGCCACAAAACUGUCUGACUCUCAGUGUUUCUAUGUUUCAAAGGCGACCGGACAACUACAGCCUUGGAGUGGCUUCGUUUUCGCCGCUGUUGCAGCGCACGUCCUCUGGCCACCUUCUCCUGUUUUGUCAAGGAUUGCGACGUCUCUGGAGCUUAAACGCGUUUGCGCCGUGCGUCGCCUAGUCCAUGGGUGUAGUUUUCUUCCUUUUCACCCCGGCACUCGUCGAUCCUUUUUCGCUCGAGGCUGGUACGCGAAAGCUCCCGGUUUUAGUGAGCGGCGAGCUGGAAGAAGCGAAGGGAUUGUCUAAGAAGGACAGCGAGAGAACAAGCCAUUAGAAAACACAAGCUUGAAACGCCAGAGAGAGACCUGCACCGGCCUCCUAAGUCGGGAAUCCUCGGUUGAAGUCGCGAGCUGGCUUGAUUCCGUUUACAGCCGCCCGUCCCUUCUCCACCCCCUUCAAAGUGUCAGCUCCACGGUGGCACGCCGCUGGACUCAACGAGGCACCGAGUACGCCUAGAACAAAAAAAAAGGAAAAGAGCGAGUUAGUGAAGUAUCAGCAGAACACAGCAGUGAAGGAACGAGAAACGGAGACCCGAAGCCGUCGUCUCGACUAGAAAAUCCUUUCCGAGGAGUUCUUCCUCAUUUACGCGCGGUCUCCGCCUACCGGCCUGCCAUCGCUCUUGCUGCAGCCGUCCUGGCAGAACUUUUUUUUCACCUCCUACUCUCCGCCUUUUCUACCAGUUCUUCAGCUUUUUUUAUUUUUCUCGACAUCCCGCCAACAGUUACGCGAAGGCUUCGGUAACAGACGCACGUGCGCAGCGCACGGCGAGCUGAGCUGAGGCUUCGGUGACCGUCGCUGCCAUACAGAAGUAAAGCCAACGGAAACAACAAACGUGACACGUCAUUUCGUUCUUCCUGCCACCGUCGGCCGCCUGGCCCUUUAUCUCGGGAAAGUCGUCGUUUUCGGCGGUGGGCUGUGUGUGUUUGUGUGUGUGGUCUGACGUUGGCGGGCCAGCCUCGCGCCGUCUCGCAGCCGCUAGUGUUCGUGCGCCGGUUCCCACCUCACGUCGUCGCACGAUCUUCGUAGCGCCACCGCCCCCUCCUCCCACUGCCCCUGCUGCCGCUUCUUCUUAGCGCCGAAGCCUCCAGCAAGCGCCGAGAUCUUCGCCGACGACCAAGCGGCGCGACGACGCUCGGUCCGUCGCGUGCGGCUGUUCCCACCCUCCUUUAUUCCCGACGUCACCACAGCGACCACAACGACAACACAGACAAAGAUUGAGACGGCAGCGAGAAAAUAUCCGUGCUCCGUUCUCCGAUCUAUUUCUACAUUCUUUGCCCUUCCUUCCGCUGGGGGCUCAGAUUUGUGGCCUGACAAUCGGAUGCCGAUGUGUGGUUCGAUGCGAUCCUCUUUCGACCCCGUUCGUUUGGGCCGCGACGCCGCUUGGUUCUGCCGCCGACUUUAUCCGCUGCCGCCACUCUCCGCCGACCACCACCACUCGCUGCUUCGUUUCGGCAUCUUCAUCGGCGAGGCUCACUGAGGAGGUGACUCAAAUUUUGUAAAGUUUGAACGUGUCAUCCCGUGGGAGUUAACGCAAAACAUGGUGGUGUUCCCUCUCCGUGUCCUGGUGGUGGUAAUCUUGCCGCUGCUCGUGGACCGCCUGCCUGCGGCCUUCUCGGCGCUCAUCGAAGCUCGAGGCCAGGGAUGGCCGCCUAUACUGCUGCCACUGUCUGCACCUGCAGCUACCCGCAACUAUUCCUUACCACCAAUGUAAUGCUCGCCUUUCCAAAUGUCUUCAUGACCAAUUACUACUCGUGUAAAAGCGUCCAUUCUGUACACGGCCGUGAUCCGGGGAAAAGUGGCGCUGCCGUGCGACAUCACUCCGCCGUCUGCGGACGACACGGUGGCGCUGGUGCUGUGGUACAAGGACGAAGGCCCCGCGCCCAUCUACACCCUGGACGCCCGGCGCGGCCACGUGGACCAGGCGCGCCAGUCGGCCGUGAGCGAGCUGGGCGCCAGGGCCUACUUCAACAUGAUGAACCGGCCCGCCUUCCUGCAGCUCGACCCCGUCGAGGAAGAGGACGCCGGCGAGUACCGCUGCCGCGUGGACUUCCGCAAAGCGCGCUCCGUCAACACCGUGAUCAACCUCAAGGUGAUCGUGCCUCCCGGCGAUCCUGUUAUCUUGGACGAAGACGGAAAGCAGCUGCAGGGACUGGUGGGGCCGUACAACGAAGGGGACCCACUCACGCUGACGUGCCAAGUGGAAGUUGGCAAGCCUCGGCCAGCCGUUACGUGGUGGAAGGAUUACGCUCAGCUGGACGAGUCCUACUUCUUCUCGCCGGACGGCUCAUUGGUCAAGAACAAGCUCGAGGUGGCAGCCAUCACGCGCAACGACCUGCUCGCCACGUUCACUUGCCAGGCGGCCAACAACAACAUCACCAUACCGGCCUCGGUCUCCAUCACGCUCGACCUGAACCUGAAGCCUCUGGACGUCACUAUUCAGCCUCCCGAGCGUCCCCUGUCGGCCAACAAGGAGGUGGAGCUCGUGUGCUCGUCCAGUGGCUCACGGCCCCCGGCCACGCUCACUUGGUGGAAGGGCGGCCAGCAGAUCCGCUCCGCGAGGGACUCCGAGGACGCCGCGGGCUCCGCAGGUGGCGGCGGAGGGCUCAGCGCCAGCACCUCGGUCCUGCUGUUCACCCCCACGGUGGACGACAACAACCGCAUCCUGUCGUGUCGAGCCGAGAACAAGGCCAUACCCGGAAGCGCGCUCGAGGAAGGCUGGAAACUCGAAGUUUACUACACACCGAUGGUGACGCUCCAGCUGGGCGGUAAGCUCAAGGACUCCGAGAUCCAGGAAGGGCGGGACGUAUACCUCGACUGCAAGAUCGUGGCCAAUCCGUACACAACGGACGUCAGCUGGCUGUUCGAGGGUCGCGAGCUUCCCGCCAAUGCCUCGGCGGGUGUGAUUGUCAGCACCCAGAGCCUGGUGUUGCAACGUGUGCAAAGAGCGCAGCGAGGCAGAUACGCCUGCGCCGCCACCAACAAGGAAGGACGCGGUGUCAGCAACGAUCUCUACCUGCGCGUCAAAUACGCGCCCGUGUGCAAGACCCACCAGAAGUGGGUGUACGGCGCCUCACAGCAAGAGACGGUGUCGGUGCGCUGCGAGCUGGACGCCGACCCAGCCGAGACCACUUUCCGUUGGGUGUUCAACAGCUCGGCGUCCGGCCGGCGCCGAGACCUGGCGCCACAGGACGCUUCUUCGAGCGGCUCCCGAAGCACACUGGCAUUUUCUGUGCGAUCGGAUGACGACUACGGAACGCUCCUCUGCUGGGGCACGAACUCCGUGGGCAUUCAGCGGGACCCGUGCGCCUUCUCUAUCGUGCCAGCAGGGCCUCCGGACUCGGUAAUCAACUGCUCGCAAGUGAACGCCACCGAGGACGGCAUGUCCCUCGAGUGCAUAGAGGGCCCCUGGGACGGCGGCAUGGCGCCACCUGUCUUUAUCGCCGAGCUGUACGAUGCCGACUCGGGCACUCUGCGUGCCAACCUCACGAACACGCUUGGUGCGGGAGCAGCGUUCGUGGCGCGAGGCCUGCCAGGUGGCGCCACCUUCCGGGUGCUCGUGUACGCCGCCAACGGCAAGGGUCGCAGCAACCCCUACGCCCUCAUGGCCCACACGCUCAGACCCGCGGAAAAGUUCACAGGUGUUCAAGGCAUGAUCGUUAUUCGGCCAUUUUUAGGAGUUCUCAUUGGCAUCGUCAUUGCCUUGGUCAUUGCCGCCGUCGUUGUCAUCAUCUUCAUACGGUGUAAGAAACAUGGAAGAAGCAAAGGUGCGGAAAAGGAUCAGAUGGAGGACAAAUCCAUGACCUUGCUGAAGAAAGACCCAGAUGAGUCCGUCGACUUGGAAGAGAAGGGUCCUGACAUAAUUCCUGCGACUACGGUUUUCUCCGGCUACGAUGCAGCGCACGAAAAAAUGGUUGCCCUGGCAGCGGGAAUGGAUUCCUACUCAGCACAACUGCCACUGAAGGAAAGUCUAGAAAGCUUAGGAAACCAUAGGACAGCUUCGCCGAAGAAGCAGGACGUCUGUGGCAGCGGUGGGGGCGAGGUUACGUACGCCGAGCUGUCGUUCCCCAAGGCCGUGGCCGUACUGCCCGUGCAGCAGGGAGGUACGCUACGCCGUGCCGCCGCCGCCGCCGCUGCUGCUUCCUCGGGGACGCACAAUGGCGGCGCCAUGCCCCAGCUCCCGGAGCCACCGACGGAGUACGCGCGCAUCGACUUCCACCGGACACUGCGACCCGUGCCGGGAAACCUCGGCCUCACGGGCGAGGAGCUCGAGGACGAGGGCGGCAGCAGCUGCGAGACGCCGCUCAUGGCCAACCGCAGGGAGAGCACCGUCUAGCAACACAUGGCUGCACAGCCCAGGGACUCGACACUCUACACAAGACCCACUACUGGAACGUGCGGCGCUUCUUCAUCGGGAUCUGAUGCGAUGCUCAACUAGGUCAGUGUCAUCACAAGUGCGACACACAUGACUCCGCGAUGAGCGACGAAGGAGUCCUCGCAACGUUUGCUGCGGGUAAACUCUACCCCAACCUAAAGGUCUGGGACAUCAUAUGACCGAUCUGAACAAGAGACGUGCGAGAGAAUGGUGCUCUCAAGGAAGUGCGGGAUGCCAUGUUUUCACUCGGUGGACUCGAAAGGUUCGACACGUACACUGUGCGGAGACGCGUGAUUUUGCUUGAAUGCUUCACACUGGGUGACUGUGGCCAAGUGCUUUCUGUCCACAUCCAAGCUGCUCAAAGCUGCCCGUUAUAAAAUGCGAGAAGGAACUCAGAGCCAGCGCUCUCCCCUAGAAGCACUGCAGUAAAUACGCAGAAAACGUACUGCGUCGAAAGUACAGAAAAAGGUGUGCAUGAAACAGAAAACAAAUAAACUUAAUUUUGUUCUAAAGGGUGACAUAAAGAAAGGAUUCAAGGAGCGCAAAAUAAGUAGGGUGGCUACUAUGGCUCUGAUACUUCUCGAAUAUAAUCUAAUGCACUUAGUCGCUGCAUGACACAACUAGUCACUGAUCCAUUUUGUGUGUUCUAGGUUUGCAUUGCGAAAAGGACAAUGCAAAUGCAGUUUCUAGCACCUUGGAUGUGCUCAAGUACUUGUGCCUUCUUUGCAGUGCGAGCGUGCGACCGUUUCUCACGACUGCGCUGCAAGUCGUUGUGUGUACGUGCAAGACACAACUAGUCAACAUUCUUUCAUUGUAUAUACUUGAAAAUGUUUUAUCCGAGAAAUAAUGUGUAAUAACGAAGAUUCUAUGUGUAUAUUUAUACAAUCACAUCGCUUGGUCAUCAUACACUGAUCAAAAUAUUUCAUCUGUCCUUGAGAUUGUCUCUCGUUCAUUCAAAUAAUUCUGAUACCUUGCAUUCCGACUUUCUUCGCUAUUUUUCCCCCAAGGCAGCGAAAUGUAAUUUAACAACUGCACACAUACUUCUACUUGCUCAGGUGAAGACAUAAAUUGUUCUGCAGUAUUUUGCCAUUCCACGACUAAAAGUUUUGUCUCGUGCUUGGUACAGUUAGAAUGAUUCAUUCAUAAAGCUGUAACGCAAUAUCUAUCUUAUUUUUGUUUGAGUAAAAAAGAAACAAGUAACAAGCAAUGCAAUAAAGUGCACUGCCUUUCAUUUCAGCUUUUGUUCACCUUUAAAUGCUUGUAGUUUUUAAUCAACUCUAGUCAUAUUUUAUUACUAUUUUGCAGCACUUAUACUAGGAAACAGGCCAAAUAAGCUUACGAUUUGUUAAAAGCAACUAACUUAUGUGAAGAAAGCAAUUCUGAGGCUAUUCUUUAAUAAGAGGGAAUAUAGUUAAGUGUAAUGCAAAAUAAGUAUUUGAUACAUUUUCACCAUUUUGUCUAUGCGGAGUAUGGUGCAGUAUUUGAAUGAAAAUGUAUUACUGAAUGAAACAUGAUGAAACAGAAAAUACGCGACCAGGUUAGAAGCAGUUUGUGCUCUCUACAUACAUAUUAUACAUAGAAAACACAUGCCAAAGGCCCGUAACAUUACUUGCUCAGUGAUUUCAUGUGGUCCAUCAUUCUUUACUGCGUAGGUAUAACCGAGGUAUUUUACAUUUUAAAUCCAAGGGUAGGAACCUACUUUUCUGAUAUCUGAGUAAAGGACAUGAAGAAAUAAAGGCAGAUCUGUCAGUUAAGAAGCAGUAUAAAUGGCACAUGACGAUGCAUUUGACACCUAAAAAGAAGCUCAGAAUAUUAACUUUUAUUACAGUGAUUGGUCAUUUGUUGGCUGCAUAAAUAAGGUUCAGUAAUUUAGCGUAGAAUUGCACAACUCAACAAUGUUAUUGUGCCGAAGUUUCGAAAGUAGUUCUCCAGACAGCUGUGCAAAUCCUAAUGCAAAGUAUGUUAACAAAUGAUGUUGCAACAUAUCAUGCUUGUGAAAUUUUGCUGAGACAAGCACUGUAUUGUUUCUUUUACUUUGAUUAUUUGUUGUCCCUCCAAAGCAAUCUUAACUGAUUGCUUUGAUUCAGUUCUUGUGACUGCUAGUGUUUACUGCAUGUGCAUUAUGAUGUUUCUUUUGAUCUGUGCAGUUGCAACUGGAAUAUUUAUUUAAAACUGCCCUCUGAAAUACAUAUACAGUGAUAUUCUUAUUCUGUUCUUUUAGAGUCUAGAUCAUCUUCUCAGGGCCCGUUUACUUUCUGUUAUAGCUUAGCUGUUCAGUCUUAAGAUUAGCAUGAUACCACAUUCAUAAAGCCCCUGCACAAAAUAUAAUUUUUAUUAAUGGUCUGACCAUCAAUUGGCACUUUGAAUAGUUCUUGUUUCAGGCAAGUAUGCAAUCAGAACGAAACUGUACCAGCAAACAAAAUACCUUGUAAAUAACUUCAUACCUUGCUGACCAUGGCAUUACUGGAAAGAGCUAGGGUUGUGCCUACAUAACUAGCCAUUUCCAGUCAUGCAUUCAUUUCUACCUUCCUUCUGUAGCGUGAAGUGGUGCAUAACAUUUUCACCCUGUCAGUGUAUGGAUACACUGAGGCUGUCGGAUGACGUGAAAAAGCCGUUGCUCACACUAUUUAAGGAGCAUUCCUGUGAGUAUGUGAACUGCACGCUUAUUUACCAAGGUUUUCUUCUAAAUUUCUUGCUAUGUGCUUCGACUGUGUUUUUGUCAUGUGAUACAACUCACAAGUGCCUAUUUACAGCGAGAUGACGACAGCAGAGAGAAAUGUAUAAUUCCUCCUGAAAACAUUGAACGUCAAUGGUGGGUACCUGGAGGUACCGUGGGUGAAGUUGCUUACAUCGAGUAAUCUUCACAAAUUAUUGUGCAUAGUGUAAGAUAUAAAUGAAACAGUAGGUCUGCUUUUUUUUUACACUGUUUCUCUGAGUGUUACAUAUAGGCUGUGUGCAUUAAAAUGAGAGGUUAUGAAUCUCCUGCAAAUAAACUAUAGUUUUUUUAUG
Messenger RNA from Dermacentor albipictus, 7462 nucleotides. Its product is annotated as neural cell adhesion molecule 1-like. Lineage: Eukaryota; Metazoa; Arthropoda; Arachnida; Ixodida; Ixodidae. The record is from RefSeq and is a predicted model, not a curated record.